Messenger RNA from Neomonachus schauinslandi (Hawaiian monk seal), 1689 nucleotides. It is a transcript of the gene CAPN13, whose product is annotated as calpain 13. Gene Ontology annotation, molecular function: calcium-dependent cysteine-type endopeptidase activity. Gene Ontology annotation, cellular component: cytoplasm. The record is from RefSeq and is a predicted model, not a curated record. Gene Ontology annotation, biological process: proteolysis. Lineage: Eukaryota; Metazoa; Chordata; Mammalia; Carnivora; Phocidae.
AUGGCAUACAACCAGGAGCCUCUAGACAAGACCCCUGUCAUCAAAUUCAACAGCCAGGACUUUAACUCCUUGCAGGAUUGUUGCCUAAGCAGAAGCCUACCAUUUGAGGAUGAGACAUUCCCUGCAGAGGCUUCUUCCAUAGGUCUGAAGCUGCUCCAGGAAAAAAACCUCUCCAGCCUGAGGUGGAUGCGGCCAAAGUUCUGGCAGUGUGGCCAGUGGGUGGAAGUGGUGGUUGAUGAUCACCUACCUGUCCUGGAUAAGGAGUACCUCUUUGUGCAUCCUCACAACAACAACCAAGAGUUUUGGCCCUGCCUGCUGGAGAAAGCUUAUGCCAAGUUUCAUGGAUCCUAUGCCAACCUGCACUACGGCUUCCUUCCUGCUGCCCUGGUGGACCUCACGGGAGGGGCGGUCACCAGCAUCGACCUGCACUUUCCUUCUGACCUGGUGAUGAUGGUGAAGACAGCAGCCAAGGCAGGCUCCCUGAUGGCCUGUGCCACCCUGGCUGAGCUGACAGGGGAGGCCAGGAGAAUGGAGAACGGCCUGGUCAGUCAGCAUGCCUACACCGUGACUGGGGCUGAGCGGAUUCAGUACGGGAGGAGUUGGGAAGACCUUAUCCGCCUGUGGAACCCCUGGGGCAACACCGAAUGGAGAGGACGCUGGAGUGAUGGGUCUCUGGAAUGGCAGAAAACCCACGGCCAACGAAAGGCAAACCUGUAUGAGAAUAAGGAAGACGGUGAGUUUUGGAUGUCAUGUCAAGAUUUCCAAGACAACUUCUCCUGCCUGUUUAUAUGUAACCAAUUUCCAGUCAGCCUAAACCAAGGAAACAUGCCUCAUGAAAUAUGGUCCCAAAUGAUGUUUAAGAACCAUGCAACUCCAGGAAACACCACAGGUUAUGACAUUGGUCGACCCUCAGGGACUUUCCAGCCCUUCUGGAAGAGGUUGCCACCCACCUUCUUUUCUCAAUUCAGAAAUGCUAUCGAGGGCAUAGUUUUUAAAACCAAGAGCAACCUCACAAAGUACUUCAGUCUGAGCACUGGGACCUACAUGGUGGUCACCUCUGCCCACAGUGAAGCAGUUGGGUUUUUGCUCCGAACCUUCCUGAAAAUGCCAGAUGGUGACAGGAAUCUGGGCAGCAAUUUCAACCUUACAGCACUCCGGACAAGUCUUCCGGAAAAUGGCUCCCAAGAAAGCAUCUUCCACAGAUAUGAUCAACAGGGACUGAACAUGGAUGCCACCCAGCUUCAGAGCCUUCUCAGCCAGGAGCUCCUGAAGGGAACUCCAGGGGACACGUUCUCUUUGGAUGAGUGCCGGAGCAUCGUGGCUCUGAUGGAUCUGAAAGUGAACGGGUGGCUUGAUCAAGAGCAGUUUGCAAGGCUGUGGGGCCGGCUUGUCCACUGCCAGAGUGUUUUCCAGAACACCCAGAAUCGCUCUGGAGUUUUCCUGAGUUUGGAUUUGUGGAAGGCUAUAAAGGAUACAGACUUCCUUGCAGGGACCUCCAUCAGCAAUGAGCUGCUGGAUCUCAUGACCCUCCGGUACAGUGAAAACAGUGGCAGGGUCAGCUUCCCUAGCCUGGUCUGCCUCCUGUUGCGACUUGAAGCCAUGGAGAAGACUUUCCGGAACCUCUCCAAGGAUGGAAAACGACUCUACCUGACAGAAAUGAAGUGGAUGAACCUGGUCAUGUACAACUGA